Populus euphratica (Euphrates poplar) is the source of this 968-nucleotide messenger RNA. RefSeq names its product protein PLANT CADMIUM RESISTANCE 2-like. The coding region runs from base 134 to 709 and encodes 191 amino acids. NCBI's taxonomy places the organism in Eukaryota, Viridiplantae, Streptophyta, Magnoliopsida, Malpighiales, Salicaceae. The transcript is spliced from 4 exons. The record is from RefSeq and is a predicted model, not a curated record.
AGCUAACUAAUAGUGCACAAAUUCAGCAAAAACACUUCGAUUCUACUCCUUUCAUCACUUUCUUAGCUAGUCGACGACAUUGUUGCUGCUUCAAUAAAUUCUUUCCACGGUCUACGUACUAUUUGUCAUCGGCAUGUAUCCAUCAAAGCAAGACGCCGCUUAUGAGAUGAACCAAAAGCCAUCACCUCCCUUGCCACCACCGGUGACCGGCUAUCCAGUAGUACCCUUCACAAACCAGCAUCACAAUGAAAUUCAUUCUCAUCCCAUUCAGCAUCAACAGCAGCCGCCCAGUCGUUGGUCCUCCGGUCUUUGUGACUGCUUCUCUGACAUCCCUAAUUGUUGCAUCACAUGUUGGUGCCCGUGCAUCACUUUUGGACGGGUCGCUGAGAUUGUAGACAAAGGAACAACACCCUGUGCUGUAAGUGGAGCAAUUUAUGGCGUACUUUUAUGGUUCACUGGUUGUCCUUGCAUAUACUCGUGUAUAUAUCGCACUAAAAUGAGGAAGCAGCUGAUGUUAGAGGACAGACCUUGUAAUGAUUGCUUGGUUCAUUUCUGCUGUGAUGCCUGUGCUCUGUGUCAGGAGUAUAGAGAGCUCAAACAUCGUGGAUUUGAUAUGACAAUGGGUUGGCAAGAGAAUGUGGAGAGACACAAUGGUGGAGUGACCGUGUUCGCAUCAGCACCGCCCGUUGAACUAGGCAUGAAACGCUGAAUGAGCCAUGCAUGCUCUGAAUGUUUGUGUGUUAUAUGUAAGGUAGAAGAGAUCAAGAUUUCAGUUCAAAAAGAAGAAGAAUAAAAGAUGCGAUCAAGAUUGUGCCGCUGGCAUCCUUGUAUGUUUUGUGCAGCUAUAUUUCUCUUUUCUUCUGUUCGUUUUUUUUAUUUUUUAUUUAUUGAGAUCACAAAAGCAAUGUUCCUCAGUCUUGUACGAUGAUAGUCUGCUUCAAUCGAAUGUAAGAUAUCUAUCAUUUUUU